UUUCUCCGGCUCUUCCAGUUACCCAGCAGUAUGUGACUUCCUGAUGAACAAUAACCUGUUGUCUGUAAUACGAGCACAUGAAGCUCAGGAUGCAGGGUAUCGAAUGUACAGGAAAAGUCAGACGACAGGCUUUCCUUCUUUAAUCACCAUCUUCUCUGCUCCCAACUACCUGGACGUGUACAACAACAAAGCGGCGGUGCUGAAAUACGAGAAUAACGUGAUGAACAUCCGGCAGUUUAACUGCUCCCCCCACCCGUACUGGCUGCCCAACUUCAUGGACGUCUUCACCUGGUCUCUGCCCUUCGUCGGAGAGAAAGGUGUUCUGUGUGUGUGUGUGUGUGUGUGUGUGU
Messenger RNA from Etheostoma cragini (Arkansas darter), 350 nucleotides. RefSeq names its product serine/threonine-protein phosphatase 2B catalytic subunit beta isoform-like. Gene Ontology annotation, cellular component: calcineurin complex; cytoplasm. The transcript has 3 exons. Gene Ontology annotation, molecular function: calmodulin binding; calmodulin-dependent protein phosphatase activity. Gene Ontology annotation, biological process: calcineurin-mediated signaling. The annotation marks the transcript as partial. The record is from RefSeq and is a predicted model, not a curated record. Lineage: Eukaryota; Metazoa; Chordata; Actinopteri; Perciformes; Percidae.